AUGGGUAUUGUGCUUCAAGUCAAGGAUGGCGGGGAAGCCACAUUCAACCAAAUUGCGGCGCUGCUUGAACGCAUGGAACGGGUGAAGGACCAGUGGGCGGCUCGCGCAGAAAGCGUGAGCCGAAGCUCGCAAGGAGCUCAGGGCCCUUCGUCGGCGCCCUCGGUGUCAGAAAGAGCGCCUCCAAACCAUCAAGCAGAAGCUUGGAGUCCCGCGGCACCGGGUCUUGUUCCCGUUCCCUUAGAUUCGCAGGCUUCGCAGGCGCCUUCCAGCGAUGAUGUCUGGCGUUUGGGAAGCCUGUCAGAGAAGGAAAAGAAGAAGAAACGCAAGGAGGUGAAAGAUAAGGACAAAGAGAGAGAGGGCGGAGGCCGGGAAGGCCGGGACGGAAGGGAAGUCGCAGAGACUGGUUUCCCUUCCGCUGUUUCGGAUUCUUUCACGCAAAGCGCUUGGCCAGAUUCGGGCGAAGCAUUUGCUGCUACUGACUUUGGCGCCCUUGGUGCUUGGGGGACGAACGCGGCGGCAAAUACGGCAUCUGGUUUCGAGUCGUGGGGGCGCGAGAGCUCCUUCCAGGCAGCCUUUGGACAGAGUCCACCCAGUGGGCCCGGCCUCAGCGGCCCCAGCGGCCAGGAGCCUUUCUUGGAGCAGACAGGCAAGCAAAAACAAGAAGGUCUUGACCGAACAAGCAACCAGAGUGUGGCUAUACCUCCAACAGCUAAUGUGGCAACUCCACAGGUCUUGGCACAGCCGGGUGGAGAAGCGGAUGCACCUUUCUUCGACAGCCAAAGCCAAACAGAGAUUAAAGGAAGCCAAAGCCAGAAGGGCCAGAACACACAGCAAACACAGCUGCCUCUUCCUCUUCAAGGCUCGCCUCUGCAAGGCUUUUCGAGGCCUUCAGGUAGCUCCAAAGCCAGCCUUUACAUCGAGCUUCCUUUUGGUUCCCUCCCGGACGACCACGAGGCCUUCAAGCACCUUUUUGUCCGAGCUGCGGCGGAGGCAACCAACAUCGCUCCAAGCCGCAUUCGGGUGCACGCAAUCCGCGUUCCGGACACGGCAACGGAGGUGCUCUGCUAUGAUCCCCGCACACGGCUGACAUCCCGCUUUGGUUCAGAUCUGAUUGACGUCGGCACUCACAAGUGGUCUGGCGGCGUCCUUGCAGGAGAUGGCAGGAUUUACUGCGUGCCGUGGACACAUCCACAGGUGCUGGUGAUCGACUGUGGCUCUGCCAGCGUUUUCUUUCUGGAGACCUCUGAGGGAACGGGCUGCACCGCAGCCUCCCUUUCCGAGCACAAGUGGAGAGACUGCUUGCUGGCUCCCGAUGGCUGCAUCUACUGCGUCCCCUGGACCGCCGAGGCGGUGCUCCGCAUUGAUGUAGUGGGAGGUCGUGCGACCUGCUUUGGAGAUCUGCCCCCUGGCGAGAGCAAGUGGGCAGGUGCCGCACUGGGCAGCGAUGGGCGGAUCUACUGCGCUCCCUACGACUCCCCAAGCGUUCUGUGCAUUGUGCCCGGACCGGCACCUACCGCCACUCUGCUGGGGAACUUGGGCCCGCUGCGCCGAAAGUGGCGUGGAGCCGUGGCUGCCAAGAACCUCAUCUACAUGAUCCCGUACAACGCGCUGGAAGUCUUGGUGGUCGAACCCUCAAAGGUUGAAAUGAAGCCUCCAGAGAUGGCUCCCGAGGUUCUGUCGAGCCUGGGCGAAGCACAAGCCACAGCGAGGGCCAUCGCGCGCUAUGGCGUAGACGCAGAUGACCACGAGGACGAGGACGGAGGACACCUCGAAGACUGA
Messenger RNA from Symbiodinium pilosum, 1779 nucleotides. The record is from the annotation of a GenBank genome assembly. NCBI's taxonomy places the organism in Eukaryota, Dinophyceae, Suessiales, Symbiodiniaceae.